Phyllostomus hastatus (greater spear-nosed bat) is the source of this 951-nucleotide messenger RNA. Its product is annotated as olfactory receptor 1P1-like. NCBI's taxonomy places the organism in Eukaryota, Metazoa, Chordata, Mammalia, Chiroptera, Phyllostomidae. Gene Ontology annotation, biological process: G protein-coupled receptor signaling pathway. Gene Ontology annotation, cellular component: membrane. The transcript has a single exon. The record is from RefSeq and is a predicted model, not a curated record. Gene Ontology annotation, molecular function: G protein-coupled receptor activity; olfactory receptor activity.
AUGGCAGGAGUGAACCAGACGACUUUCUUUGGGUUCCUCCUCUGAGGACUCUCAGAGCAGCCAGAGCAGCAGCACAUCCUCUUCCUGCUGUUCCUGUGGAUGUAUGUUUUCACUGUGGCUGGGAACCUAUUUGUUGUCCUGGCCAUUGGCACUGACACACAUCUCCACACGCCCAUGUACUUCUUCCUUGCAAUCCUUUCCUGUGCAGACAUCCUUUUCACUUCCACCACUGUGCCCAAGGCCCUGGUGAACAUUCAAUCCCAGAGCAGAUCCAUUUCCUAUGCAGGAUGCCUGGCUCAGCUCUACUUCUUGACAUUUGGGGAUAUGGACAUCUUCCUUCUGGCCACAAUGGCGUAUGACCGCUACAUGGCCAUCUGCCACCCUCUUCACUACAUGAUGAUCAUGAACCGCCAGCACUGCACCCUCCUGGUUACUGUCUACUGGACCCUUAUGAGUCUUGUUGCCUUGACCCACACCUUCCUCAUAUUCUGGCUCUCCUUCUUCUCUGAGAAGAUCAUUCCUGACUUCUUCUGUGAUCUGGGACCUGUGAUGAAGGUGUUCUGCUCAGACACUCGGGUCAAUCAGCUUGUGCUCCUCUUCUUGUGGGGAGCAGUCACUUUAAUCCCCUUUAUGCUCAUCCUGGUCUGUUACAUCCACAUCUUUUUAGCCAUCCUGAGGGUCCCCUCUGCCCAGGGAAGGUACAAGGCCUUCUCUACCUGUGGGUCCCACCUUGUUGUUCUUGCCCUCUGUUUUGUGACAGUGAUCAGAGCUUAUCUUUGCCCCUCGUCCUCAUCCCCCAACUCAGUGCAAGAGGACACAGCUGCUGCUGUCAUGUACACAGUGGUGACUCCCCUGCUGAACCCCUUCAUUUAUAGUUUGUGGAACAAGGACAUGAAAGGAGCCUUGGGAAGACUUCUCAGGGGAAAAGUCUCUUUCUCAUGGGGCAAGUAA